AUGUGUUUUCUAUCUGGAGAAGUUCUUGGAUCUACAUCAGAGCUUUGGGCUCUAAAGUAUUGGGGUCCAGCAUUCUACUUUUGCUUGAUAAACUUUAUACUUAAAUACCUCUAUAAAGGAUUCAUUUAUGAGGUAUCAAUACGGGCAACUGGCUUAGGAGCAGUAAUGGCCGUAGGCCUUUAUUUAGUCUCCUUUGAUAAUGGUUUGAAGGUGCUCGGGUUGUACAUUGUGGCCCUUACAUUCUUCCACUUCUCCGAGUUUGUUGCUGUGGCCUUGACAAACCCCAGGACUGUGACUAUUGACUCAUUCAUUUUGAACCACAGUGUGCAAUAUGCUGUGGCCGCAGUUGCAAGUUGGAUAGAAUGGACCAUUGAGUUUUACUUCUUUCCUGGAAUGAAAACUUAUUUCUGGUUGUCAAGUUUUGGAGUAUUAAUGUGCUUUGGUGGAGAAUUGCUCCGAAAAACCGCUAUGUUCACUGCAAAAACGAACUUUACACAUACUGUACAAUUUGUAAAGCACCCUGAUCAUCAACUUGUUACUCACGGCGUCUACGCAAUGUGCCGGCAUCCCAGCUACGUGGGGUGGUUUUACUGGUCUAUUGGUACACAGAUAAUACUACUGAACCCAGUCUGCGUUGUUAUAUACACAUUGGCUUCAUGGACUUUCUUCCGCGAGCGGGUGUACGCCGAGGAGAUGACUCUGCUGGCAUUCUUCGGUUCGGAAUAUACAGCGUACCAGAGGAAAGUGGGCACCGGCCUGCCUUUCAUACGAGGAUAUAUUCCUGAGAAUGUGAAGCAGAAGGUCAAAGAUGAACAUUGGAGUUAUUAA
Parnassius apollo (apollo) is the source of this 828-nucleotide messenger RNA. The record is from the annotation of a GenBank genome assembly. Lineage: Eukaryota; Metazoa; Arthropoda; Insecta; Lepidoptera; Papilionidae.